CUAACCUCAUUUUGCGUAAUACAAACUGUUGACCGCACAGAUUUUGUUGUUGGAGACUACCAAUUUUCUUCUGUGUUAACAAUGAGACUAUCGAAGUCCCAUUUAAAGAAAUGUGUUAAAAUCAAAGACAAUCUUUUUCCCAGAAGUGAAAUAAAAAUAUUUCGUAAAAAUGCUGAAGUGAAACCUUCUACAACCGUUGCAUCAGCAGUCGUAUCCGAUAAUAAGCUUAGUACAGAAGUUCAACCGAAAGCAGAAGUCGGAUCCGAUAAUAAGCUCAAUGCAGACGUACGAGCUAAACCAGAAAAGAACACCAGUUCUGAAUAUCGAGAAAAUGAAAUUAAAAUUCAGAUGCUGUCCAAGUCGUUGUAUCAACAAAUAUUUAAAAAUUCGCCCUUACGAAAAUCGGCGGACGAUAACUUGAUUGAAUCGUACACAAAAGAUUUAUUAAAGCAUGGCAUCAAAGCUGGUGAAUCGCCCAAAAUUCCAGACAUCCAACUCAAACUUCCCCCAUUCGAGGGAAAGGACAUUGAGGAGCAUUUCCUGAAAAUAGCAACCGAUCAAAGUGGCUGCUAUCUGAAAUUAAUAAAUUCGUUGUGUGACAUGGAAGACGUUCCCGAAAUGCCAUCUGAAUGGUCGAUGUCAACCGGCUGGACAUUUUAUCACAAAAAUGGUCCGCGCUCCGUACCGUACCCGAAUGAGACAGCCAUGGUCUUCGAUAUUGAAGUCUGUAUGAAAGCUGGCAGCGCACCAACAUUAGCUUGUGCCUUAGGAACGAACGGCUGGUAUUCUUGGGUUAGUCCGCAUUUGUUUGACGACACUACUUCAACUAUGGAAGACCGAAAGUAUUACCAAAACGAUCUGAUCCCGAUGGAGUCAACGUCAAUACAGUCCGGAAAUUCGUUGAAUGAUCACAUGAAAACCCCGAAAAUCAUUGUCGGACACAAUGUGUCAUUUGAUAGGGCACGAAUCAAGGAACAAUAUUGGCUGAACAACACCGGAACGAGAUUCUUAGACACAAUGUCAUUACAUGUGUGUGUCAGUGGGGUAACCAGUUAUCAACGAGCAAUGCUGAAGGCGAAUAAAGAAAUGGAAGACGACGACUUGGCGUGGAGUAGCGUAAGUUCGCUGAAUAGCCUGCUCGAGGUUUACAAAUUAUAUUGCAAUGGAGCUACGUUGGACAAAGAACAACGGAAUUUAUUCUUCGAGGGAGAAUUGAGCGACAUUCGCGAAAAUUUUCAAAGCCUUGUCAAAUACUGUGCAACUGAUGUCCUAGCUACGCAUUCCGUGCUGAAAAAUUUGUUUCCAUUGUACAAAGAGCGCUUUCCACAUCCAGCUACGUUGGCUGGAAUGCUUGAAAUCGGUAUGGCGUAUUUGCCAGUAAAUUCGAAUUGGCAUCGUUACAUCAACGAGGCAAAUCUAACAUUUGAGGAUUUGAAUAUUGAGGCCAAAUAUCUGCUGGAGCGGCGAGCGAACGAGGCCUGCCGUUUAAUGCAUAAUCAAUCAUUCAAAAAUGAUUUGUGGAUGUGGGAUCAAGACUGGUCUACUCAGAAACUGAAGUUCAAUAAAGGGAAGCCAACGAAGAAGACGAAACAAGUAGAUGCGACUGAAAUAAAUGAAUCGCCAGCGUUGCCACCCAAAACUGAAGAGGAAGAAAUGGAUGAAGACUUCCUUAAACUGUGUUCCAAGUUCAGUCAUUUAAUUGAAAAGGUAAAACAACUCCCGGUGAAACGGCCAUUGUUACCCGGUUAUCCAGCAUGGUAUCGGAAAUUGUGUGAAAAGUCGACAGAGAAAGAUUGGGUUCCUGGUCCAUGCAACAUUGGAACGGGAAUGCAGGUAGCACCCAAACUUCUGUCGUUGUGUUGGGAAGGUUACCCUCUCCACUAUAUAAGGGGACACGGAUGGGGUUUCUUGGUUCCGUUCAAAUCAUCCAGCGAAGAAGAUGAAGUGGACAGUCAGAUUCCAUUAAAGAAACUGAUUGCAAAAUGUCCGGUUGUUGACACAAACACCACUGCCAGCUCAGCCGAAAGUGACGAAGCAUUUUGGACACUGUCGAAAGAUGUCGAGGUCAGUUUGAGCAAAAAGGAUUAUUACAGAAAGAAGAAAGUCGAUCAUACGCAAGGCUUGUACACCGGAACUGGCAUUUGGUGUGACGUUGAACUGGACGGGUGUUGCUGGUUUUUAAAACUUCCACAUAAAAACGGUGACGCUUACAAGGUCGGUAAUCCGUUAGCCAGAGAUUUUCUGAACAAAUUCUCGGAAAAUGUUUUGUCUGGUGAUGGUGUCACUGCCGAAGAGGUUAUCAAAAUUGCCCGAAUGUUAUCCUAUUGGCGCAACAACAGAGAUCGUAUUGUCGCUCAAAUGGUCGUGUGGUCGCAAAGGGAUCGCAGGCUGAAAAAUCGAAUGGAAUUCGGUGCUAUCAUACCGCAGGUGGUCGUAUGUGGAACAUUAACUAGACGCGCAAUGGAGCCGACGUGGAUGACUGCAAGUAACGCACAGAAAGAACGUAUCGGGUCUGAGCUACGUGGAAUGGUUCAAGCGCCACCUGGAUAUAAAUUUGUUGGAGCCGAUGUUGAUUCACAAGAAUUGUGGAUUGCGUCUGUGUUGGGUGAUGCUGACGCAACUGGCAUUCAUGGUGCUACCCCAUUGGGCUGGAUGACACUCAGUGGAUCAAAAUCGGAUGGCACGGAUAUGCACAGUGUUACAGCUAAGGCGAUUGGCAUUUCCAGAGACCAUGCCAAAGUCAUUAAUUACGCUAGAAUUUAUGGAGCUGGUCAAAUGUUUGCUGAGCGACUUUUGAAACAGUUCAAUCCUACGAUAUCCGAUGGAGAAGCUAAAUCGAAGGCAUUUAAAAUGUUUGCCAUGACAAAAGGGAAGAAGGUGUUCCAUUUGAAGGAAGAGUUUCGAGAGGAUUUCAUACACAAAGCGUACUCCAAAUAUGAUGCGCAAAAGGUGGCUGCAGCGAAUAAGAAAACCGUCAAAGAAAUGUUUGAAGAGGGACAAUGGAUUGGAGGAAGUGAAAGCGCUAUGUUCAACCGACUAGAACACAUAUCCGAAAUGAUGCAACCAGUCACUCCCUUCUUGCAGUGCCGGUUGAGCCGGGCACUUGAACCGCAACCGGACAGCGAAGAUCGUUUCUUACCUACACGCGUCAAUUGGGUGGUACAAAGCGGAGCUGUAGAUUUUCUUCAUUUGAUGCUUGUUUGCAUGCGCUGGUUAAUGGGGCCGAAUGUUCGGUUCUGCCUUAGUUUUCACGACGAAAUUCGCUAUCUGGUGCGUGAUGAGUACGCCUACAAUGCUGCGUUGGCCAUGCACAUCACGAAUCUGUUAACAAGAUCAUUUUGUUCGAAAAGAAUCGGUCUGUGUGACCUACCGCAAUCGAUUGCAUUUUUUACUUCGGUCGAAGUAGAUACGGUGCUGCGAAAGGAAUCACAUUUAGAUUGCGUAACACCAUCGAACGUUCAUGGACUAUCUGGUGGCUAUGGCAUUCCCAGUGGUGAAUCUCUGAAUGUUAGUCAAGCUAUUGAGAAGGCCGGUGGUAUGGAUUUAACGCAAUGGGAUUGGCAUAAGUCCAAGAAUGAAUAAUUUUGUGAUAUGAGUAUUUAUAAGUGAUCGGAUUGAUCGACGUAUUGUACAUUAAGUUUAAUGAUUACUGUUAUACGUGGAUGUGUUUACAUUCUUAAAAGGAUUUUUCAUUGAUCCGUUUUGUGCGAGAAAUGGAGAAAUGAAAACGUUGGAUGUGCAUAGAAGGCUAACAAUGCAAAAAGUAAAUUUAUUUUUUAAAUUAAUUAUUUUGUGUUUGUAAGCGGUACGUGUUAUGUUCAAAUAUUUUUUUUCUUUAACUUUUCGUUAUAUUUGAUGAAGAGUUUUAUGUGCCAAAAAUCUAAUAAAAAUUGUUGAUUUACUAAAA
This is a messenger RNA of Bradysia coprophila, 3907 nucleotides long. It is a transcript of the gene PolG1, whose product is annotated as DNA polymerase gamma, catalytic subunit tam. Gene Ontology annotation, biological process: mitochondrial DNA replication. The record is from RefSeq and is a predicted model, not a curated record. Lineage: Eukaryota; Metazoa; Arthropoda; Insecta; Diptera; Sciaridae. Gene Ontology annotation, cellular component: gamma DNA polymerase complex; mitochondrion. Gene Ontology annotation, molecular function: 3'-5' exonuclease activity; DNA binding; DNA-directed DNA polymerase activity.